Molecule: messenger RNA, 811 nt
Organism: Capsella rubella
Lineage: Eukaryota; Viridiplantae; Streptophyta; Magnoliopsida; Brassicales; Brassicaceae
Product: high mobility group B protein 3
Exons: 8
Coding region: 137-562 (141 amino acids)
Source: RefSeq, a predicted model, not a curated record
CCUCCACUUAACCCUCUCAUCCAUCUCUCGGCCUCUCACUCGAAUCAUUCACAAAGCGUACAAUUCACAAACACGUACUUAUUAUUCUCUCUCUCUCUUCAAACCCUACGAAGAUCUUCUUCUUCAAGAAUCGAUCAUGAAAGGAGGUAAAUCGAAAGCUGAAACCAGGAGCUCAAAGCUCUCUGUGACUAAGAAGCCUACUAAGGGAGGCAAAGGUGCUGCUAAGGAUCCUAACAAACCUAAGAGGCCUUCAAGUGCCUUCUUCGUUUUCAUGGAAGAUUUCCGUGAGACUUACAAGAAGGAGCACCCCAAGAACAAAUCUGUCGCUGCUGUUGGCAAAGCUGGUGGUGAAAAGUGGAAAUCCUUGUCAGAUUCCGAGAAAGCUCCUUAUGUUGCUAAGGCUGACAAGCGCAAAGUUGAGUAUGAGAAGAACAUGAAAGCAUACAACAAGAAACUGGAGGAAGGUCCAAAGGAAGAUGAGGAAUCUGACAAGUCUGUUUCAGAGGUCAACGACGAGGAUGAUGCUGAGGAUGGGAGUGAAGAGGAGGAAGAUGAUGACUGAGAGAAGCUGGAAGUUGUGGGUAGCAUAAUAUAGAAGGCUGCAAGGAAUCUCUCGGAUGUUUUUUUUUUUAUCUUCUCUUAAAAAUGUUAAUGAGGCUGGUUAAAAGUGGGUCUAUUUCCUUUUUUUUUUUUCAACUGAUGUUUCUAUUUAGUAAUCUACUACUAUCUCCCACUGAUUCUACGUGUAAUGGCAAAAAAGGUGAAUGUAGAAUGUUUUAGAUGGUCAAUGAGAGAAAGAUUUGCAGCUCUA